CGUCCGUGUGAGGAGUCUGGGGUUGGGGAACGAGACGACAGCCGGCAGGCAGCCUGCAUCAGGAUGGCGGCCGUCGUGAAUUACUCUCCGCCCUGGUGGGUGAAUCUGCUCCACCGGUUGCCUCAUUUCAACAUUGAAUUUCAACUCGUGAGCAGCGACUUCAGGCCGGAGGACUCCGAAUACCAGAAGUCUGUGCUGCUCCUGGGCUCCGUGGCCUUGUUGUGCUUGGCUCUGGAUCUCCUCUUCCUCCUCUUCUACUCCUUCUGGCUGUGCUGCCGGAGACGCAAGAGCGACGACUCCUCGCACUCCCAUACGCACUCCCAGCAGCCGAGCGCCGACUGCUGCUGCACCGCCUGGUGCGUCAUCAUCGCCACACUCGUCUGCAGCGCUGGCAUCGCUGUAGGAUUCUAUGGAAACGGGGAGUCGAGCGAUGGAGCCACUCGCUUGGCGUACUCCCUCCGUCAUGCCAAUCGCACUGUGUCCGGGGUGGAGAAACUGGUGUCAGACAGCGCCCUCGCCUUAAACCAGACCGUGGAGGAAAGCUUAGUCCAGUUAGAGACGGCCUUCCAGGAUCAGACGGACUACGUGUCCAUCGUCCAAAAGCUGCAGGGACAGCUGGACGAGCUGGUGAGGCUGAUGGUCGACGUCCCCUUCUGGUCCAAUAGUGAAGUCUCUCUGGAGGACUUGGCCCGUAAGACGGAAGCCUUUGACUUUUACAGGUGGUUGGGAUACCUCGGCCUGCUGCUGUUCGACGUCCUCAUUUGUCUUCUGGUGCUUUUUGGACUGAUCCGGAACUCCCGAGGCACUCUGAUUGGAGUGUGUCUGCUGGGCGUCCUGACUCUCAUCAUCAGCUGGGGGUCUCUUGGCCUGGAACUGGCUGUCGCUGCUUCGGCCAGCGACUUCUGCGUCUCUCCAGAUACUUACAUCACCCGGGUAACCAAGGAAAACGCCGUCAUCAACCAAGAUAUCCUGCAGUACUACCUGAGAUGCAACACUGGACAAAUCAACCCCUUCCAGCAGCGACUGUCAGGGAGUCACAAAGCACUGGUGGAGAUGCAGGAUGAUGUGGCAGAGCUACUGAGGUCAGCGACGCGCGACUACGCCAACACCAAGGGGAGCCUCGAGCAAAUCCAGUCUGUGCUGAAUUCCACCGAGGUCGGCCUCCACCAGCUGACGGCUCUGGUCGACUGCCGCAGCCUCCACAUGGACUACGUCCAGGCUCUGACCGGCCUGUGCUACGACGGGGUGGAGGGCCUCAUCUACCUGGUUCUCUUCUCAUUUGUCACUGCUCUGAUGUUCUCUUCUAUUGUGUGCAGUGUGCCACACACCUGGCCUGGCAAGAGGACGGAUGAGGAAGACGGAGAGGACGAGUCGGGCGCGUCGCGCGGCGGCGUGCACGAUAACCUGUACCGCGUUCACAUGCCCAGUCUCUACAGCUGUGGCUCCAGCUACGGUAGCGAAGCUAGCCUGCCCGCGACAGCCCACACUGUCAGCAAUGCCCCCGUCACUGAAUACAUGAGCCAGAACGCAAACUUUCAGAACCCUCGGUGUGAGAACACCCCCCUGAUUGGCAGGGAGUCCCCUCCACCCUCUUACACCUCCAGUAUGAGAGCCAAGUACCUGGCCACCAACCGACCGGACCAGAACCGACGCUCCGUUCCCAACGACCAACUGGACCCCGCCAGCCGGCCCCACCCCACCGCCCGCCCCCAGUCCUCCGUCCACUAGAGGGCGCCUGCACCCAGCACUGCCUGAAUCCAGUUCUCACAGCCGACAGGAAGACCCCCACGCCGCGCUCACACCAGCGCCGAGUGCUGCCAGGCACCAACGGGACCUCCCAACCCCCCCAUCCCCCCCCGCCGCAUGUGGAGGUCCGCCGAACUUCAACCACACCGACCGGUUCAUCAGAACAGCCAGAAGUCACAGCCAGCACACCCCGGGGCCACGCCCACCUCGGGGCCACGCCCACCCCGGGGCCACGCCCACCUUCAUCUGCAGUUAUCCUGCCAUGUCCAAGAUCUCCACCCCUACGUCUUCAUCCCAGCUGCUCGCUCCACCACGCC
Molecule: messenger RNA, 2063 nt
Organism: Salarias fasciatus (jewelled blenny)
Lineage: Eukaryota; Metazoa; Chordata; Actinopteri; Blenniiformes; Blenniidae
Product: protein tweety homolog 3-like
Exons: 14
Coding region: 64-1728 (554 amino acids)
Cellular component (GO): plasma membrane
Molecular function (GO): volume-sensitive chloride channel activity; intracellularly calcium-gated chloride channel activity
Source: RefSeq, a predicted model, not a curated record